Drosophila grimshawi is the source of this 1746-nucleotide messenger RNA. RefSeq names its product katanin p60 ATPase-containing subunit A-like 2. NCBI's taxonomy places the organism in Eukaryota, Metazoa, Arthropoda, Insecta, Diptera, Drosophilidae. The coding region runs from base 96 to 1664 and encodes 522 amino acids. The record is from RefSeq and is a predicted model, not a curated record. The transcript has a single exon. Gene Ontology annotation, molecular function: protein binding; ATP binding; ATP hydrolysis activity.
ACUCAUUGUCUUUUGGUAAACAUUGUGGCAAUCAACAACUACACGGAAAGAUACAACAGUUAUCUGCUGCGGCUACUGAUUGGUUAAGUUGCCAGAUGAAACCACAUACCAAAUAUGGCGUUUCAGCGACAGCUGCCUCAACUGCCCUCUGCGAGGAUGUGCGCAACUUUACCACAAGGCGUCGCAAUCUGCUGUAUUUGAUGCACCGCUAUUUGCAGGAGAAUGGCUAUUAUGGCACUGCCGAGGCGCUGAAGGGCGAGGGGAAGCUGUCCGAAGAGUACGAGCUGUGCGACAAUAUUGACUUGGACGCCAUCUAUUUGGAGUAUGCGAGCUUCUUCAACAUGAAGUUUGGUAAAUAUCCUCGCAUACUCAAGAAAAUGGGGCCCAAACUCAAGCUGGAGCUCAACUCGACAACGAAGCCUAUUCUCAAAGAGCAUUCACAGUCGCAGUCACAGUUGCAGUCACAGUUGCAGUUGCCGUUGCCGUUGCCGUUGACUGGGUCGCAGUCACAAACCCAAUUGCAGUCACAGCAGCAGGCAUGUUGGCAUGCGGGCAUUGGAGCUACCACAGCAGCUGCCGCUGCCAGUUUGACAACGGAUACGGGGCAAGCGGGGCAACUGGGUGGACAGCUAAAGGCGAGCAGUUUGCCGUUGCAUGUGAAAAAAAUGGAGACUGGCGAAACGUUGGCAACGCAGGACACCGUCAGACGUCUAAAUGCACUAAGCGAAAUCGAGCAUGGACAUGCGGGCGAUGAUGCACUGUUUGACUCACUGGAAUGGCAAUCGCUCGCAGAGCUCGUUAAGACGAGCAUUCUGUGCGAGGACAUCAAGCUGCGUUGGUCGGACAUCUGCGGCAAUCAGCGACCCAUCGAGCUGGUCAAGGAAGCUGUCCUCACGCCCAUCGAGUAUCCGCAGCUAUUUAUCAAUGGCCUGAAGCCCUGGCGUUCACUGCUGCUGCACGGUCCACCGGGCAGUGGCAAGACCUUUCUGGCCAAAGCCCUCUACGCCGAGACACGUGGCAUUGUGACAUUCUUCAAUAUUACGGCCAGCAUUAUGGUGUCCAAGUGGCGCGGCGAAUCGGAGAAGAUAUUGCGUGUGCUCUUCCACAUGGCGGCACGUCGGGCACCAUCGGUGAUCUUCUUCGAUGAGAUUGAGAGCUUGACCUCGAGACGCGAUCGAUCGACAGAUCAUGAGUCAUCGAAGCGUUUCAAGAACGAGCUGCUGCAACUGCUCGAUGGCAUGGAGCAUACGCUGAGCGGUGUCUUUGUGCUGGCCAGCACGAAUCUGCCGUGGGACAUCGAUGAGGCAUUCCUGCGUCGCUUCGAGAAGAAGCUACUCAUCCAGCUGCCCAGCGCCGCCGAACGCACCACACUCAUCCAACGUCUGCUCGGCUCAACUGUCAGCUUGAGUGGACGACAGCUGGAGCUGCUGGUGCGGCAAUCCGAGCAUUUUACAGGUGACGAGAUUCGUCUCGCCUGCAAGGAGAUCUGCAUGCAGCGAAUGCGUUGUGCCACACGCGGUGGCAAGGAGACAACGACAACGACAACAACUAAACCGGACACCAAUCAGGAGGCAACGCUUGAGCGGGCCUUCAAACAGAUUAAGCCGCUGGGCAUAAAGCUGCUGGCCAAACACGAGCAGUGGCAGCAAGAGAACGGAUCCUAAUCAAUUCCAUUUCAAAAUUAGCACAAUUGCAUUGCAUCAUUGACAGAUUGACUUCAAUAAAGAAGACUAGUUUUAGAUUGAA